Molecule: messenger RNA, 3714 nt
Organism: Ictalurus furcatus (blue catfish)
Lineage: Eukaryota; Metazoa; Chordata; Actinopteri; Siluriformes; Ictaluridae
Gene: aldh18a1
Product: aldehyde dehydrogenase 18 family, member A1
Exons: 18
Coding region: 163-2580 (805 amino acids)
Cellular component (GO): cytoplasm; mitochondrion
Molecular function (GO): glutamate 5-kinase activity; ATP binding; glutamate-5-semialdehyde dehydrogenase (NADP+) activity
Source: RefSeq, a predicted model, not a curated record
AUGCGGGUGUGAUAACAUGCGGAUGUCAACACGGCUGAAAGUUGCAGCAGCAGCGGUGGAGAGUUGAUGUGGCACUCGCAGCGGGUUGUAGACAGACAGUAAACUUGAACCGGAUACCGACGUGAAAUUGUUUAGCAACCUGGUGUAAAGGACGUGUUCAGCAUGUUGCUGCAGAGACUGUCUCUGUGUUCCCGGCUCUCUGUGGGCCCAAAAACCCUCCACAGCUUCACAAGAUCUGUUUCUCUCGGGAAAAAUCCCUCUACCUCUCCAUCUAUCAGAUGCCAUGCUGUGCGUCACUGGAGUAACGUGCCUUUUCUUACAGUGCCGCUGGCGCGUGCCCAUGGUAAGUCGUUCGCACACCGUGGUGAACUGCGACAGGCCAAACGGAUCGUGGUGAAGUUAGGCAGCGCUGUGGUAACUCGAGGCGAUGAAUGUGGCCUCGCGCUCGGGAGACUUGCCUCUAUUGUGGAACAGGUGGCAAUGCUUCAGAACCAAGGUAGAGAAAUGAUGAUUGUCACAAGCGGAGCUGUAGCAUUUGGGAAACAGAGACUGAGGCAUGAGAUUCUUCUCUCUCAGAGCGUCAGACAAGCCCUUCAUUCAGGACAGAAUCAACUUAAAGACAUGUCACUGCCUGUUCUGGAGGCAAGGGCGUGUGCUGCUGCAGGACAGAGUGGACUGAUGGCACUAUAUGAGGCCAUGUUCACUCAGUACAGCACGUGCACAGCACAGAUCUUGGUCACAAACUUGGACUUCCACGAUGACCAGAAGAGACGAAAUCUGAACAGCACGCUGCACGAACUUCUGCGUAUGAACAUCGUGCCCAUCAUCAACACUAAUGAUGCAGUGGUGCCUCCCCCAGAGCCCAACAGUGAUCUGCAGGGGGUAAAUGUCAUCAGCAUCAAGGACAAUGACAGUUUAGCAGCACGGCUUGCAGUGGAGAUGAGAGUAGAUCUCCUCAUUGCUCUCUCUGAUGUACAAGGUCUUUAUGACAGCCCUCCUGGGUCUGAUGAUGCUAAAUUAAUCGAUACUUUCUACCCCGGAGACCAGCAGUCUAUAACAUAUGGCACCAAAUCCAGGGUUGGAAUCGGCGGAAUGGAAGCUAAGGUGAAAGCUGCUCUAUGGGCUCUUCAGGGGGGCACAUCUGUAGUCAUCGCUAAUGGCACUGACCCUAAAGUCACAGGCCAUGUCAUCACAGACAUUGUAGAGGGCAAGAAAUUGGGCACCUUCUUUUCUGAGGUCAAGCCUGCUGGGCCCACAGUGGAGCAGCAGACAGAAAUGGCUCGCAUUGCAGGGAGGACACUAGCGUCUCUUCUUCCAGAGCAGAGGAGUGAGAUCAUUUAUGCCAUGGCUGACCUUCUGACUGAGAAGAGAGAUGAAAUUCUGUCAGCUAAUAAGAAGGACAUGGAGCUUGCUGGAAACUCGGGGCGUAUGCCUCCUGCCUUGCUCAAGCGGCUGAGUUUGUCAACAGCUAAACUGAACAGUCUGGCCAUCGGCCUGCGUCAGAUUGCAGUGUCCUCUCAGGACAGUGUGGGAAAAGUACUGCGCAGAACCCGUGUGGCCAACAACCUAGAGCUGGAGCAGAUCACAGUGCCCAUUGGGGUACUACUCGUCAUCUUCGAAUCACGUCCAGACUGCCUGCCUCAGGUGUCUGCAUUAGCUAUUGCUAGUGGGAAUGCUUUGCUGCUGAAGGGAGGAAAGGAGGCAGCUAACACCAACCAUGUCUUACAUGAGCUAGCGCAGGAGGCUCUGUCUAUACAUGGUAUCAGAGACGCCAUCCAACUGGUAAGCACACGUGAGGAGGUGGAAGACUUGUGUCGGCUGGAGAAGAUGAUUGAUCUAAUCAUUCCCCGUGGUUCGUCUCAGCUGGUCAGAGAUAUUCAGCGGGCUGCUAAAGGCAUUCCUGUACUGGGUCACAGUGAGGGCAUCUGCCAUGUCUAUGUCGACCAUGAGGCCAGCAUAGACAAAGUCGUAAAAAUUGUCAGAGACUCGAAAUGCGAUUACCCUGCAGCCUGCAAUGCUAUGGAAACCCUGCUAGUUCACAGAGAUGUGCUUCGGACCCCGCUGUUUGAUCAGAUCAUUGACCUGCUGAGAACAGAACAGGUGAAGAUACACGCUGGCCCCAAGUUUGCAUCAUACCUGACCUUCAGCCCAUCUGAGGUGAAGUCGUUGCGUACAGAGUAUGGGGAUUUGGAGUGCUGCAUAGAGGUGGUAGACAGCAUGCACGAGGCAGUGGAUCACAUUCAUAAAUAUGGCAGCUCCCACACAGAUGUGAUUAUCACAGAGAAUGAGGAGACAGCAGAGCAGUUCCUGCAGUUGGUGGACAGUGCCUGUGUCUUCUGGAAUGCCAGUUCACGGUUUGCUGAUGGAUAUCGCUUUGGUCUUGGUGCAGAGGUUGGUAUCAGCACUGCUCGUAUCCAUGCUCGUGGACCCGUAGGCCUGGAGGGGCUUCUUACCACCAAGUGGGUUCUGCGAGGAGAUGGCCAAACAGCUGCAGACUUUUCUGAGCAAGGCAGUAUGAAGUUUCUGCAUGAGAAUCUGCCUGUUGGACAGCCCCAAACUGUACAUAGAACCUCCAACUAGAGCCAGUCAAAAAUAAAUCCCUUUCAAGAUGCACAGCAUCCACUACUCAAAAGAAUCCUACAGGGAUACUGGGAAUUUAUAAUCUGAAAACAUAACAAGGAAUAAGAAGACUAAAAGUCAAUACUUUAAGAUUUGAACAGCUGGUGUAAUGCUCCAAUUCUGUUCAGUUUUCUUCUUCAGAAUUUACCAGUUGAUUUUAAAAUCUCAGAAGUUAUAUUAACUCUCCCCUGGAUGUUGUAGGUCACAUAUUGAAAGCAUUAAAAGCACCGAACUAUUUAGUCAUUGCUAGGCAACAUUUCCUCUAGCUACAGGUGGGUAACAAAUUAAAGGGAAAAAUAAAUGCCAUGCUUGUGCUGGCAAGUUCUUCUGACUGAUCACCUUUAUCCGGUGAUGAAACAUUUCUAUCUUUAUGGGAGUGGUCUCUUCCAGGAUGACAAUGUCCCUAUUCACAGGGCAUGAGGGCUCACUGGAUGAGUAUGAAAAUGAUGUAAGUCAUAUGCUAUGAACUUCACUCAUUAAAUUUCAACCCAAUUAAACACUUGUGAGAGAUUUUGGACCUACAUGUUGGGCUGCGUGCUCAGCCACCAGCAUCAAAACACUGACUGAGAUAUUAUCUUUUGGAAGAAUGGUGUUCAUCCCACUAAUACAGUCUUGUACUAGACUUGCAGAAGUUUUGCCAAGGUACACUGAAACUGUACUGGUGGCUUAUGUUGGCCUUAACACCUUAUUAAGAACAUUAUUUUUUUUCCUUUACUUUGUCACUUGUCUGUAUCUUGUGAGAUUUAGCCUUCUUGUUGAGACAUGCAGAUAUGUGGUUCCAUACAAUAUUAGAGUUAUAAGACAAGUAUUAGGUGGAGCAAAAUUAAAACCUUAAGCUCCAAAUAGUGUUGUCUAUUAAAUCAUGCAUAGACUUAUAUGUAUCUGUGAACCGCUGAAUUUCAGGCUAAGCACAAUUACUGUAGAUCUUGUGCACAAUUCUGUAUCUUGGAGAACUAUUUCCCCCCAUUUAUGGGAAGUUGUAAUGCUUUUGCUUUGUGCUGAAAUGCAAAAAUGGUUUUAUAUUGUAAAUCUAAAAACUGAACAAGUGCAUCACCGCCUUGAGUUACUGUCUCACAUUAGAAAGAUUGGACAAAG